Tachysurus vachellii is the source of this 2717-nucleotide messenger RNA. RefSeq names its product negative regulator of ubiquitin-like proteins 1 (gene nub1). Lineage: Eukaryota; Metazoa; Chordata; Actinopteri; Siluriformes; Bagridae. Bases 198 to 2006 code for a protein of 602 amino acids. The record is from RefSeq and is a predicted model, not a curated record. Gene Ontology annotation, molecular function: protein binding. Gene Ontology annotation, biological process: regulation of ubiquitin-dependent protein catabolic process. The transcript has 15 exons.
CUUGGAGCUUUGGAUUGGCGGCUCAAACUCGUUUCCAAAUGACGAAGCAUUUUCUCGCUUUAUUUGGCCUUUUGAAAACGCGCGGAAGGGAAAACGGGUGUGUUUACAACACAACGCGAUCGUGCUAAAAGUUUUCACUCCCCCCGGAUUAUCUGAACGCGAUUACCUUGAAACAGCUGUAAGUUACGGUGUGAACGAUGGCCGAGCAGCACAUCCAGGCGAAGCUCAAAGCUAUGCUCAGAUCACACAAAAUUCUGCUGUGGAAUCCUCCAUAUACAACAGAAACUAAUGAGGCUAGUCCUGAACACUUACAGGCGCUAGCUGUUCACUAUUCACAAUUGGAGGGAUUACCUCAGCUUGAUGUGGAGAUUGCUUUGGAAAACUUAAGAUCACAGGCAGUGAAAAGAGGGAAAGGAAACAAAGCCUACAGGGAGACAAAUGUUGCAACACUGGAGCUCCAUUUACCAAAGGAUAUGAGAAAGAAUGAUCAUAAGAAACAGGACUUCGAAACAAAACUGGAUAUUACCACUCAGGAACUGAUGAAUAAGAUCAAAGAGAAAUUUGAGGUCAAAUAUAUAAAGCUGAUUUUGAAUGGAAAAACUCUAAAUCCAGAUAAGCGACUCGAUGAACAGAACGUAAAGAACAACAGUAAAAUCAUGGUGUUGAAGGUGACCGAACCGGAAAAGAAGAAAGCCAUGAUGGAGGUAGAGGAACAGAAGCGUUCCUAUGACGAAAGUGUGCAAAGAACCCAAAAAGUUUUCCAGAUUCUCUCAGAAAGAGAUGGUAGUGAGGAUCCAGACACCACCCCAGUUCUGGAGAUUACGGAUCAGAAAGGCAACAGCAUCCAGCUCUCACUCGAUGAGAAAAAGGCACUCAUCCUAGCCAUGGGCAUCCAUGAGAAGGGCAGAGCCUUAAUGAAGAAGAAGGAAUAUGAUGAAGCUCUUUGUCACCUGCUUCAAGCAGAUGAGCAGUUUGGAAAAUGUGUCUCUACGCUGUUGAACACUGUGGAUAACUAUGCAGUGCUACAACUGGACAUCUUGUGGUGUUACUGUGCUAAGGAGUCUCUGCACUGUUUGGAGGAUUGCAAACAGAGACUGCAGAAUGCUGAGCACUGCUUUCUCAGUUGUUAUGGAGAAAAGCAGCAGAGACUGCAGAAAAUCAAGGGGAAUACAGGUGGAGAGGAGGUUCUGUUUCUCAGGCUGUAUCUCCUUCAGAGCAUGUUGGCGUACUUGAAUGGCAAUGGUUUUGAAGCGUCUAAGAAACUCCAGAAGUGUGAGGAGCUCUACAAUCAACUGUGCCUGGACCCAGAGAAGAUGACCCAACUACUGAAUAUGGGCUUCUCAGAGCAGGAUGCACGCCUGGCCCUGAGAGCCUGCAGGGGUGAUGUGGGGAUGGCUGUGAAGCACAUCACUUGCAGGGGACAGGAGCGGGAAAAGAUAAAGCAGAGGGAGAGAAAUAAGAGAAGACAGCGUCUGGAAGCCAUCAACACCCUUGUUGAACUUGGCUACCACAAGAAAGCAGCAGCCCAGGCCCUUAAUAAGACAAAUGGAGAUGUGGAUGAAGCCUACAGGUUUCUGCUGGAUUCACUUGAACCCAGCACCUCUGGGAUCCAUCAGCCAGACACAGACAUAGAGACCAAAGUGGAACAGAUUGUACACAUGGGUUUCCAGAGGGAGGAAGUGAAGGCAGCUCUGAAUUUGGUGGGAGAUGAUGUAGCUCAGGCAGUUCAGCUGCUCUUAAUUAAUCAGGGGGUUAUUCCUUCAGAGCUACGCACCCCCUCAUCACCAUCCUCCUCACCAUCCUCCUCACCAGAAGAGCCCAGCACCUCAUCAGAUGACCUCACAGCAUCCGGCUCGAGCAUCCCUGAUAUUGAACUGGUGGAUGAGGUUUUGAAGUACAUCCCCGAACAUGAAGAGGAUUAUCUGGACGUGACCCUGGAGGAAGAGCGUGAACUCCUCAUUCUAAUAAAGUCUUAUCUGGAGAAGAGCUCUGUACACACCCGCUAAAGAACUGAUCAUAUGUGCUUUUUACAAUCAUUUGAGAUCAAUUUAACAUAUUAGGUUAUCAUUAGCCCCUGAAUCUGAGCCCCAAUCGGCACUUGGCUACAAGGCAAUAACUGAAGACAUUUUCAAUGUACUUUACGAAUUUAAGCUUUGAUUUUAUCACUUUGUUUUUCUUUUGCAUUACUGUAAUAGCUUAAUUCUGGCAUGAGUGUUAAGGAAAAAAGUUUUAAGUUAAGGUUUGUUUAUAAUGAUAUUUCUUGGUUUGAGUUUUCUGUUGAAAAUGCAUGCUCCCAUGUAUAUUUUUAGUCUUUCAUCUCACAAUAUAGCUUCAACUUUUCAACAGACUUGAUUUUUGAUUAAACAUGAAUAAUUUUUUUCUUUUGAACUUUGAAGAAGUUUAAUUUCUUUUCAAAUAAAUUUAAUUAGUUUAAUUAAGAAACUAAUUCAUCUUAAAGUUGUCUUGAGUCAUAUUUUAUAUUGUAAUAAUUUCAAUGACAAAUUUUAGAUCCAUUUAUUAUAUUAUUUGUAUUUGCAAAUUUCAAAUAGUUUUGUUGUUUUACGUCUAUAGGACAAAAUCUGUUAAUUAUGACUAAGCAGUGUUAAUGUAUUGAUUUGAAACAGAGAUAUUUGUAUGUAACUGCUCAUACAUUCUCGUUUAGUGGAGCGUAAUGAGACACAGACACACAUUUAAUAAAAUACCGUCUUUUUGUUGUA